UAGCGAACGAAGGAGGCGAAACGCCGCGGGAAUUGUUACAGUGUUGCAGCGCGUGCACCCGGAGCCUUUGAUAUUCCCGCCGGACCGACACACUGUAACAGAUCCCGAGCCAGAAGCGAUACAUGUAGCGACCGAAAGAAAAAAAUCAGCACUGUGUGUUGUCACAACAAAAGCUGUUCGUACUGCUGUCGUUAGACGUCCACCGCACGCCGCGUUAGUUUAGCGGCGUUUAAGGAGAAACGCGCUCGCUUUAAUUGAUAUUAGCCUACUUGCGAAGAAAAGAAGGAGAAUCCAUCCGGGGACUUGAAUCACUUCUGAGGCGAGGAUCUUGCUCACUAACAAUCACUCUGCUCUUACCAAGAGAGUCCAGGUGACCUUCAUACAACUCAUGUUCAAUUAAACGUGUCCUUAAACAAGUUAUUUCAGAUUCAGAACACGCUAGAACUAGUGGAAGAUGUCCUGUGUGAGAGCUGUGAGGGGUCUGGCACCAGUCUGUGGCUUUCAGCCCCUCGCUGUUUUAUCUCGCGGCGUCAGUUUCUCUCCGCGCCAAGUCGCAUCGGACGCCAGUUUCCGCUUGGUGUCCUUCUCUGAAUCCGAUCAUCCCAGAGUUCUCAUCACCGGAGGUCUGGGUCAGCUGGGAGUAGGGCUCGCCAAACUGCUCAGAAAGCAGUUUGGAAAAUAUAAUGUAAUUCUGUCUGAUAUCAGAAAACCUCCAGCUCAUGUUUACCAAAGCGGCCCCUUUAUGUAUUCAGACAUUUUGGACUACAAGAACUUGCGUGAGAUUGUUGUGAACAACCGUAUCUCGUGGCUGAUACACUACAGCGCCCUGCUGAGCGCGGUCGGAGAGGCCAACGUGUCCCUCGCUCGUGACGUCAACAUCACCGGGUUGCACAACGUUCUUGACGUGGCAGUAGAACAUGGGCUCCGUCUCUUUGUCCCCAGCUCUAUUGGAGCCUUUGGCCCCACGUCCCCUCACAACCCAACCCCAGAUCUGUGCAUCCAGCGCCCACGAACCAUUUACGGGGUGUCUAAGGUUCACGCUGAGCUAAUGGGAGAGUAUUAUCAUCACAGGUACGGUCUUGACUUCCGUUGUCUCAGAUACCCGGGAAUCAUUUCCGCAGACUCUCGACCUGGUGGAGGAACUACAGACUAUGCUGUUCACAUCUUCCACGAUGCUGUGAAAACGGGUAGAUUUGUGUGCAAUCUGAGGCCUGACACGAGACUCCCCAUGAUGUUCAUCGACGACUGUCUGAGCGCCACGCUGGAGGUUCUGGAAGCUCCUGCUGAGACGCUCUCCAUGCGGACGUACAACGUCAGCGCCGUGAGCUUCACUCCAGACGAGCUGGUACAAGAAAUCAGGAGGCACCUGCCAGACCUGCAGGUCACAUACGAGAUUGACCCAGUCCGACAAGCCAUUGGUGAGAGUCCUACCCAUCGGUCGUCGCCCAUUCAAUACGCAGAUGACUUUGUUUCUGUAUCAGAUUUGAAGAAAUGCAGCAUUACAUCAAUCGCAUCCAUUCACUCUGCAGUGAAUGGGUGCCGUCAGAACGAGAGUCUGCUGAUAAAACCAUCACAAUAUUCCACACCACUGCAAAAAAGCUGCAUGUUUACAAGUGACAAAUCAAUCAUUGAGGAAUAAGCUAAAAUGUAACUCCAUAAUACAUAAUAAUGCUUUUAGUGAAAAAAAAAUCUGAAUCAGGGAGGAAAUAUGCAGAUUAACAGCUCUAAACAAAUCUGUCGGUGGGUUUUGAUGUAAGAGGAGAAGAGUGAAUGAACUUUCUCAAUGGCGUUGAGCGUUAAAAGCGUUAUUAUGGGUUGCUGACCAGAAACAAUGGUUUCAAUUUUAUGCAGCUUUUCAUUUCACAAGACGUUAACUGCUGGACUGGAGUGGAUCGUUGUGAUGUUUUUAUCAGCUGUUUGG
Puntigrus tetrazona (Sumatra barb) is the source of this 1921-nucleotide messenger RNA. Its product is annotated as L-threonine 3-dehydrogenase, mitochondrial-like. Gene Ontology annotation, biological process: L-threonine catabolic process. Gene Ontology annotation, molecular function: L-threonine 3-dehydrogenase activity. Bases 455 to 1639 code for a protein of 394 amino acids. Lineage: Eukaryota; Metazoa; Chordata; Actinopteri; Cypriniformes; Cyprinidae. The transcript has 8 exons. The record is from RefSeq and is a predicted model, not a curated record.